This is a messenger RNA of Nematolebias whitei (Rio pearlfish), 1392 nucleotides long. It is a transcript of the gene rbm7, whose product is annotated as RNA binding motif protein 7. The transcript is spliced from 5 exons. Gene Ontology annotation, cellular component: nucleus. Gene Ontology annotation, molecular function: single-stranded RNA binding. NCBI's taxonomy places the organism in Eukaryota, Metazoa, Chordata, Actinopteri, Cyprinodontiformes, Rivulidae. Gene Ontology annotation, biological process: regulation of alternative mRNA splicing, via spliceosome. The coding region runs from base 104 to 853 and encodes 249 amino acids. The record is from RefSeq and is a predicted model, not a curated record.
UUCGUAGAAGAAGAAAACGGAGGGCCUUCAGAAUUUGAAUGUCGCAGCGUAGAUUUGUUAUGUUAGUGUUUUUUAUAUAACUUUGACUAACAGCUCCAACAAAAUGGGAAUAGAAGACGAAGCGGACCGCACUCUCUUCAUUAGAAACAUAGACACAAGGGUGACGGAGGAGCUGCUGUUCGAGCUGUUUUUACAGGCAGGACCUCUCGUCAGAACCAAAAUCCCCAAAGACACUGAGGGGAAGCAGAAAAGUUUCGGAUUUGCAGUUUAUAAACACGAAGUGUCGGUGCCUUAUGCCAUGCAGCUGCUGAAUGGGACUUGUCUAUUUGGGAGAAACCUCCAGGUGCAGUUCAGAACAGGUAGCAGUCAUAGCAGCAGUCCAGGAAACUCACAGAAUUCAAGCCCUCCAAAUAACCCCAACCCCCACGGUCACAGGACCCCAAUCCACUUCAGUUCUCCUCCGAACAACCCUCCACAGCCAAUGCAGAGGUCCUUCUCGUCUCCUGAUAGCCUGCAGAAGAACGUCAUGAUGAGUAACAUGAUGUGGCAGCUUCAAGUGCAGCAGUUGGAGCAGUUGAAUGACGCCUUUUCCAAACCUCUGCAGCGGCAGUUUUCUGCGGGACAUUCUGGUCGAGGUCACUCCAGCCAUCAUCGAUAUCAUCCGUCCCAGAUGAACAGAGGCCAGCGCUACGGAGACGAGCAAGGCUGUCCUCGUCAGCAGCACGGCCGCGGGCCAGACGACUACCACCAAAACGACAGGCGCGGCAACCGUCACCAUGACAACAAAGGUGGAAACGGAAAUUAUGACGACAGGGGAAACAACCGUGGUCACCGGGAGUGGAGACGAUACUGAGUUCUGUAGGAGCUCGCGUCUUUUUCUCAACUAUUUUCUGAGAACUGUUGACCAAGUCAUUGUGUACACUCAGGUCAUUUAUACAUGAUCUUGUCAAUAAGAGGAUUUAGUAAUUUGUGACUUUUUUUAAAAAAAAAAGGUUUUUAAAUUUCAGUACUUUCUUUCUUGUAACUUUGUCAAAACAGAUGUUGCAAAUGUGUAAAGGUUGUUGUUGGAGCAAAAACAUUAGUGAGACCUGUUAGUAAGUUUUGGACGACAGAAAAAAAAAAAAAAAAAGACCAGUUUUCUAUGUUAUGCAAACAGUAAAAUGGUGCUCCCUAACUCUUUUAAAGUUUUCAGGUACUUUGUAAAACAAACAAACAAAAAAAAAGAACAGUAUGUUUCACCAGCAACACUGAAAUUCAACUGGGCAGCAACUUUUUUUAAUUUUUACAUGUUACCAUGCUCUUACCACAGAUAGGCUUUAUUUUAUUUGAUGUUUUUUUUAGUUUUUAACCUCGGGUCUGUAACAUGCUGUUUUAAAGUGAACAUUAUUAUAA